AUGAUUGCCAAAUCCAAGGUUACAAUGGACGACCCAAACGUCAAGACAGUCCACUGCAGUGGUAGUCCUUUUGAGAUCGGCUUGACCCACGGGAGCGCCGCUUCGACUGAAAUUCAUCAUAAUGUUGCAACUUACACCUAUUUCUUUGGAGAGACAGCUAAGAUUACGUGGGACGAAGCACGUCGGCGAGCUGUCCAGCGAUUUCUUCCCACAAUUGAGAGGCAAUGGCCUGAGAUUGUCGAAGAGAUGAGAGGUAUUGCAGAAGGAGCCGGACGUGGAUUGACAUUAGCGGACAUUGUUACGCUCAAUGUCCGUACGGAGAUUGCUUUUACAAACUACACUGAUGGAUGCACGUCCGUCGGCCAGAUAGCUCAAGAUGGCAAGAUGUUCCUUGCACAGAACUGGGACAUGAUUCCAGAGUUACAGAAGGGCAUGGUGUUCCUUCACAUCCAGCCGGCAGGGUCUGAUAUCGCAAUCAGGUUCCUAGGUGAGGCUGGGAUUGUUGGUAAAAUCGGCAUGAACAGUGCAGGCUUCGGAUUCUGCAUGAAUGCACUCCGAUCCGGGGCCCUCAACCAGAACGGCAUGCCUGUUCACAUUAUGUCACGGCGUCUACUCCAGUACGCCUCUAGCUUCAGCAGCGCUGUUGCGAUCAUCGAAGAAUUCGGGCUGGCCAGUUCAAUCAACUACUUACUGGCUGACAGAAGUGGCAAUUUUGCUGAUCUCGAAUGCUCCCCUCUUGGCGUCUUCACGAUCUCUCCGCAAGGUGGCUACGUGGCUCAUGCAAACCAUUUCUACGGACCAGGCCGGCCGGUGAAGCUAGUUGACCAUCCUGCUUCGGAUUCAUUCAAGCGAUUAGCACGAAUGCAAGAACUGACGGAAAGAGAUCUGGAUCUCGCAUUACCAACGACAUUUGAGUCCCUGAGGGCAAGGCUCUCAGAUGAGCAAGGAAGCCCUCCAGCAAUCUGCAGGAGCGUUCCUCCUGGUGCGGUUGGAAUUGACCGCAUCAUAACGUUGGGAACUAUUCUGAUGGAUUUGACAAGCUGCACGGGUAGAGUGGUAAUCGGAAGGCCUUGCGAAGACCUUCCUGUCGUAGAUUGGUCGUUCUAA
Exophiala aquamarina CBS 119918 is the source of this 1107-nucleotide messenger RNA. RefSeq lists its product as uncharacterized. The transcript has a single exon. Bases 1 to 1107 code for a protein of 368 amino acids. The record is from RefSeq and is a predicted model, not a curated record. Lineage: Eukaryota; Fungi; Ascomycota; Eurotiomycetes; Chaetothyriales; Herpotrichiellaceae.